CGCACGUUGACAAACACACGUGUGUGCACAGCAGCAUGGAUCUCUCAAAGUGGUGCAAUUUAUCCUCCGCUCCGAGUUUAAAGAAUUUGACAGAGGCAGGCUUUGGUGUCCCGAAAAAGAAACAGCACGUGCUCGUGCAGCACCUGGUGAAAGCGCACAUCGAGUCGUUUGAUCAGGCUGUUACUGAUGGACUGUGUCGUGUUGUGGGGGCUAUUCCUCCACUGGAGUUCACGUUCAAGGAAGAGAGAAUCAGUAUGUCUUAUGUGGAGGCUGUGAUGCACACUCCAUCAGUCUCUAAAGGAGGAAUCAGCAAAGAUCUGAGGGUCUUUCCUGCUGAAUGCAGAGGCAGACGAUGUACUUACAGAGGAAAGCUGGUGGCAGAUGUGAGCUGGUCCAUAAAUGGAGUACCUAAAGGAAUCAUCAAGCAGUCUUUGGGUCAGGUGCCUGUCAUGGUCAAAUCUAAACUGUGCAACCUUUACAGUCUCUCGCCCAAAGAACUCAUCGAGCAUCACGAGGAAGCCGAGGAAAUGGGCGGUUAUUUUAUCGUGAACGGCAUCGAGAAAGUGAUUCGUCUGCUGAUCAUGCCGAGGAGAAACUAUCCCAUUACCUUGUGUAGACCCAAAUUUAAGAGCAGGGGUCAGGGCUACACACAGUACGGUAUUUCAAUGCACUGUGUAAAGGAGGAACACACAGCCAUUAAUAUGAAUCUUCACUACCUGGAUAACGGAACAGUUAUGCUGAAUUUCAUUUACCGGAAAGAGCUGUUCUUUAUUCCCUUGGGCUUUGCGCUGAAGGCUCUGGUAGACUUCUCGGAUUUCCAAAUCUAUCAGGAGCUGAUCAAAGGUCGAGAGGAGAACUCGUUCUUCCAGAGCUGUGUCUCUCAAAUGCUGCGUAUGGUCAUGGAUGAGGGCUGCACGACUAAAGAGAAGGUGCUCAAUUACCUGGGCGAGCGUUUCAGGGUCAAGCUGAACCUUCCGGAGUGGUAUACUCACAAGCAGUGUGCCAACUUUUUGUUAGAUGAAUGUUUGUGUAUCCACCUGAAGACAGAUGUGGAGAAGUUUUACACGUUGUGUCUAAUGACACGCAAGCUCUUCAGCUUUGCCAAGCAGGAGUGCAUGGAAGAAAACCCAGACAGUUUGAUGUGUCAGGAAGUUCUCACACCUGGGCAGCUCUACCUCAUGUUCCUGAAAGAGAAGAUGGAAGCCUGGCUGAUGUCUGUGAAACUGGUCUUGGAUAAGAGAGCGCAGAAACUGGUAGGAUUGUCUGCAGAGAAUCUGCUCAAGGCCUUUACCAAAGCCUCGGAUCUCACCAAACCUUUUGAGUAUAUUUUAGCCACAGGAAACCUCCAGUCCAAGACAGGUCUGGGCAUGCUACAGGACACAGGACUGUGUGUCGUGGCAGACAAGCUGAACUUCGUCCGGUAUGUUUCUCAUUUCCGCUGCGUGCACAGAGGAGCCGCCUUUGCUAAGAUGAGGACCACGUCUGUGCGAAAACUGCUGCCAGAGUCCUGGGGUUUCGUGUGCCCCGUGCACACGCCUGACGGAGAGCCCUGUGGUCUCAUGAAUCACCUGACUGCCAGCUGUGAGAUUGUGGCCCCACUUUAUCCCACAACCACUUUGCCGGCCCUGCUCUGUUCGCUGGGUAUGACUCCAGCAGACGGGACCCCUGGUCAGCCGUACUCCGACUGUUAUCCUGUCAUACUAGACGGGGCCAUGAUCGGAUGGGUGGAGAGAGAGAUGGCGUCGUCUGUGGCUGAGUCUCUCCGCAGGUUUAAAGUGCUGGGAGAAAAGAAGGUGCCACCCUGGACUGAGAUCGUUCUGGUUCCUCAGACGGGUAAAGCCAGCUUGUACCCCUCUCUCCAUCUGUUCACUACACCCUGUCGCAUGGUUCGGCCCGUCCGGAACCUCGCCCUGGGAAAACAGGAGCUUAUCGGCACCUUUGAGCAGGUGUACCUCAACGUGGGAAUCUUUGAGAGCGAGAUCGAGGAAGGAGUCACCACGCAUCAAGAGCUGUUUCCUCACAGCAUGUUGAGCGUGGUGGCAGCUUUAAUUCCCUUCCCCGACCACAACCAGAGUCCCAGAAACAUGUACCAGUGCCAGAUGAGUAAACAGACCAUGGGCUUCCCGUUGCACUCGUACCAGGACCGGUCCGACAACAAGCUGUACCGUCUGCAGACCCCCCAGAGUCCGCUGGUCAGACCUGUGAUGUACGACCACUACAACAUGGACAAUUACCCUAUCGGCACCAACGCGAUCGUGGCCGUCAUUUCUUACACCGGAUAUGAUAUGGAGGACGCUAUGAUUGUUAACAAGUCCUCGUGGGAGCGCGGCUUCGCCCACGGUUCUGUUUAUAAGACGGAGCUUGUAGAUCUGUCCGAGAAGUUCAGAGGUGAGGACAGCGUCGUGUUUGGGGUGACACCAAAUGAUCCGAAAGUGAUGAAUCAACUGGAUGCAGAUGGAAUGCCGUUUAUAGGCUCUGUGCUGAAGUAUGGAGACCCUUUCUACUGCUGCGUCAAUCUCAAUACCAACAAGAGUCAUGUGACUUUCUACAAGAGCCAAGAAGAUUGUGUGGUGGACAAUAUCAAAGUAUGCAGCAAUGACAACGGGACGGGCCGCUUCAAACGCGUCUGCAUCACAUACCGCAUUCCCAGAAACCCCACCAUCGGAGACAAAUUCGCCAGCAGACACGGUCAGAAGGGUAUCCUGAGUCGGCUGUGGCCCACGGAGGACAUGCCCUUCAGUGAGAGUGGCAUGACCCCGGACAUCCUGUUCAACCCUCACGGAUUCCCUUCCAGAAUGACCAUCGGUAUGCUCAUCGAGAGCAUGGCUGGAAAGUCCGGCGCCCUCCACGGCUUGUGCCACGACGCCACGCCCUUCACCUUCUCCGAGGAGAAUUCUGCGCUGGAGCACUUCGGCGAGAUGCUGAAGGCUGCGGGGUACAAUUACUACGGCACCGAGCGACUGUACUCCGGUCAGAGCGGCUUGGAGCUAGAGGCGGACAUCUUUAUCGGGGUGGUUUACUACCAGCGCCUGCGGCACAUGGUUUCCGAUAAGUUCCAGGUGAGGACUACGGGAGCGAGAGAUAAAGUCACCAAUCAGCCGUUGGGUGGGAGGAACGUGCAGGGCGGAAUCAGGUUUGGGGAGAUGGAACGAGACGCUUUGCUGGCUCACGGGUCAUCGUUCCUGUUACACGACCGGCUGUUUAACUGCUCGGACCGGUCUGUGGCUCAGGUUUGCGUAGACUGCGGCAGCCUGCUGUCCCCGCUUCUGGAAAAGCCGCCACCUGAAUGGUCAGCCAUGCGGCUUAGAAAGACCGUCUGCCUGCUGUGCGAUAAGAGCGACUCCAUCGAGACUGUGUCCGUUCCGUAUGUGUUCAGAUACUUUGUGGCCGAGCUUGCUGCCAUGAACAUUAAAGUCAAAUUAGAUGUCAAGUAAUAUUUGCUGUUUGGUUUCAUGCAUUUGUGGAAAAUAAAGUGCCUGAAUGUGUAAUAUUAUGGAGUAUUCCCUUACAGACUGUUUAAACUAGUGAAGGUUAUGCAUACAAAGAAAAUUGAAAUUUAACGAUACUGGUUUCAUUCAUUGUUGAUUCUUAUAUUUAGGAGUUUUGAGAAAGAACAUAACCUAGCCCAAUGCCUGGUUUAUAACACUACUAUUUUUGAUAACAUUGAAAUGCUUUUAGAAUUAAAGUACCAUUUAUUACUACAUGAGUGUUUCGAAAUGUGUUUUUAGAUGUAAAUUAAAUUACACCGAUUUAAAGGGAUAGUUCACCCCACAAAUAAAAAAUGUGUUUAUUUACUUGGUAACACUUAUUCAAUAUGGUGCUAUUAGUUAACAUUAAAUAAUGCAUAAAUGCAUUAGCUAACAAUGAACAAUUUAGUUUUUCAGCAUUUAUUAAUCCUUGUCAAUGUUAGUUCAUGUCAAUACAGUUGUUCAUAUUAGUUCAUGGUGCAUUAACAACGUUUGAUUUUAAUUAUGGAUUACUAAAUGCUGAAAUUAACAUGAAUUAAAAUUAAUAAAUGCUGUAGAAGUAUUGUUCACUGUUAGUUCAUGUUAGCUAAUGCAUUAACUAAUUGUUAACAAAUAGCACCUUAUUGUAAAGUGUUACCAUUUACUCUCAUGUAGUUCUGAAACACGUCUCAAUGGUUUUGUGCCAGUGGGGUCACCAAUGUUCUCCAAAAUAUCUUUUGUGCUUAGGAUGACAUUUGUGACCCUGGACAACAAAACCAGUCUUAUGGGUGAAUUUUUUGAAAUUGAGAUUUACACAUCAUCUGAUGGCUGAAUAUAUAAGCUCCACUGAUAUAUGGUUAGUUAGGAUAGGACCAUAUUUGGCCGAGAUACAACUAUUUAAAAAUCUGGAAUCUGAGGGUGCAAAAAAUCAAAAUAUUGUGUAAAUUGUUCUUGAAGUUGUUAAUGAGAGGCGCUGUAGCCGGCCCUUGCUAAGAAGAAACAGGUUUGUUUUAACACUGUCUAUGGGCCUACCGCUGUAAUGACAUGUCAGAUAUUCUAAGCUUUAAAUAAAUAUCAAAUUUAUGUGGGUAAUUCCCAAAGAGCGGGCAGCAGCGAGCGAAGUUUGUAGGCGUCUUUUCUGUCAUUUUUGUUAGCAAUUUUUCUGCAUCCACUUACAAAAAUAAAGUUUUGAUAUAUCUUCUGGAACAUGAUCUUUACUUAAUAUUAAUUAAUUAAAAAACACUAAAUAAUUUUGGCAUAAAAGAAAAAUCGAUCAUUUUGUCCCAUACAAUUUUUUGGUGGCUUUUGCCACAAAUACUCCUGUGCUACUAAAGACUUAAGGUUUUGUGGUCCAGGGUCACAUUUAGGGUAAAUAAACAAUAAAAGAAGUCUCACAAACCUUAUACACUAAAAAAUACAAGUAACUAACUUUUGAAGAUGAUUCGCAACUCUUUUUGAAUGAUUCAUUAAUGAGUCAUUUGUUUGUAACUCAGUCUGGAGAAGGUCUGCAAUUUUUUUGCAGCAAAGAUAAUGCAUUACAAAGACGAUACAAAGCUGUAUUUGUUAAAAAUAUUGUACAAACUGUUUAUAGAUGAUAUAACUGCUGUUGAAAAUACGAGAAAAAGAUUCGUUCAUACUUUGAAGAUGGUUAAUAUUAGACAUGGAAGUUAACUUAAUUUUUACAGUAUUCACUGGCCAAGUAACAUUAAGGUAAAUUUGAAUAAAAAUGUACAUGUUUACUGAAACUUUUGAAAGAAAAUACCAUUUUAAGUAGGGCUGUCAAACUAUUAAUCGCGAUUAAUCACAUCCAGAAUAAAAGUCUGUUUACAUAAUGGA
Messenger RNA from Triplophysa rosa, 5282 nucleotides. It is a transcript of the gene polr1b, whose product is annotated as RNA polymerase I subunit B. The transcript has 15 exons. The record is from RefSeq and is a predicted model, not a curated record. Gene Ontology annotation, molecular function: ribonucleoside binding; DNA binding; DNA-directed RNA polymerase activity. Gene Ontology annotation, biological process: DNA-templated transcription. Bases 36 to 3434 code for a protein of 1132 amino acids. Gene Ontology annotation, cellular component: RNA polymerase I complex; nucleus. Lineage: Eukaryota; Metazoa; Chordata; Actinopteri; Cypriniformes; Nemacheilidae.